Molecule: messenger RNA, 1931 nt
Organism: Syzygium oleosum
Lineage: Eukaryota; Viridiplantae; Streptophyta; Magnoliopsida; Myrtales; Myrtaceae
Product: protein phosphatase 1 regulatory inhibitor subunit PPP1R8 homolog
Exons: 3
Coding region: 342-1625 (427 amino acids)
Molecular function (GO): mRNA binding; protein binding
Source: RefSeq, a predicted model, not a curated record
AUUCCGAAAAUUGAAUAAACGUCACGUUCCACUGUGCAUUCGCUUUGCCUUGCAGAAUCGGCAGACGCCCAAUGAACGCAUUCCGCCGUUCCCUUGCCAACGGAGACGCCACUGUCGAGCUCGGGCGCACUCGAGGAAACCCUAAGCUGAAUAAGGCUUUUGCAGAGCAUUCCCUUGUGUUCACGUGAAGCGUAGGGGUUUUGAGGAGAGUGGGUGUGUAGAUUUAACCUGGGUGCUUUGCUAGGUGAGAUUAGGAUUUGAUAGGGUGCAGUUGUGCAAUUUGGUGCAUCUUAUGUGAUUUAAGUUCGUGCUGAACGCGAGUUAAUCGUAUGAAGUGAAUAAUGUAUGGGAGAUCGGGUCUGGAUCGAUUUAAGAAAGCUCAGUCCUUGGAACCGUUUUCGGUCACUUCUAAUUCUGCUGCCAGUACCACUAACCAUUCCAGCUCAAGAGUGCCUAAUCAUACUCCUGUGCAAUACACACAAUCUCAAGCCUAUAACAAGCCAAACCAGCUUCAGAACCAGGCCCAUGUCUCUCAAAGAGUUGUUGCACCGGAGGCUGCGCCAUUGGUGGGCCAGCCUCAGCAGGUGACUCAGGUAGGAGGGGGUCAGUCAACUUGGCAGCCCCCUGAUUGGGCAAUCGAGCCACGACCGGGCGUAUACUAUCUCGAGGUUUUGAAGGAUGGCGAGGUUCUUGAUAGGAUUAAUUUGGACAAGCGGAGGCACAUCUUUGGGAGGCAGUUUCAGACUUGUGAUUUUGUGCUUGACCACCAGUCUGUUUCCCGCCAGCAUGCUGCAGUUGUUCCUCACAAAAAUGGAAGCGUAUAUGUAAUUGAUCUGGGAUCUGCACAUGGAACGUUCGUUGCGAAUGAGCGGUUGACCAAAGAUACCCCUGUUGAGCUUGAAGUGGGGCAGUCUUUGAGGUUCGCUGCAUCAACAAGGAGCUACAUUUUAAGAAAGAACAAUGCAGCUCUCUUCCCUCCAACUCCACUACCCACAGAGAUAAAUUUACCACCUCCUCCUGAUCCUUCAGAUGAAGAAGCUGUUGUGGCUUAUAACACCCUAAUAAAUCGUUAUGGUCUUGGUAAGGCGAACAGGGCAUCUCAAUCCAGUGGCUCCAGAUUAUCAUCAGAUGGAAAGGACAGAGAUCAAUCGGAGAGAGCUGUUAAGAAAGCUAGGAAUAUGCGAGUGGCAUUUAGGGAUCAAGCUGGAGGAGAGCUGGUCGAAGUAGUUGGGAUAUCCGAUGGUGUUGAUGUGGAAACUGAACCUGGUCCAAUUGGUGUCAAAGAAGGAAGUCUUGUGGGGAAGUAUGAAUCCCUUGUACAGACAGUCAUAAUUCCAAAGGGAAAGGAACAGUCUUCCACGAAAGAAGACAAUGCCCAGAAAGGUGUGACUGACAGACUUAAACAAGCCUUGGACAAGGUGAGAAAGCCUCAGAAGGUUGGGAUGUAUGAUGACCUCUAUGGUGAAACUUUUUUGGGUAAAGUGGGAUCUUCUUGGGCAAACUCUUCCUUGAGUAGUAGUGUCCCUGCUUCCACAACCAAGGAUCACCAGGAAAAGCCUGUCAGUGAAUCAUCCAAUUCGAGCCUUGUAGAUGGCGAUAAUGACGAGGAUUUAUUUGGUGACUAAUUAUUCUAAGCCAUCUCGGGGAAAUUAAUCUGGCGCUUAUAGAAAUCCCAGAGAAGCUGUGCAUGGAGGCUGGUAUAAGUUCUUGUGCAUCAGAUGCUUCAUCAUGGAAAAAAUGCAUGUCUGACUUGAUGGGGUAUUUCUUUUCCGGUAUGGGACAGGGAUUUUGUUGUACUUUAUAGUGACGCAUUGUGUUUUCUGAACCUCCUAGCCCAUUGAGAUGUCGAGAAGUGUGCGUCAAACUAUGUCGCCAAGGGGUAAAUUUUUUCAGUGGUAAUAUAUAUUGACAACCUCUUCCUAUAGAUCAUA